AUUCCAACACAACCAACUUCAACAACCCCCCCCACCUUCAUCCUGAUGGGCAUUCCUGGCCUGGAGACGGCCCAUGUCUGGAUCUCCAUCACCUUCUGUGCCAUGUACAUCAUAGCCAUCUUGGGGAACUUCACCAUCCUGUUCAUCAUGAAGAGGGAGCCGAGCCUCCAUGUCCCCAUGUUCUAUUUCCUCUGUAUGCUGGCCGUCAGUGACCUGGUCAUGUCCACAUCCACCCUACCCAAACUGCUGAUCAUCUUCUGGUUCAAUUCCAGGGACAUGGAUUUCAGUGCCUGCCUCACCCAGAUGUACUUCAUUCACUGUUUUACAGCAAUGGAGUCUGGGAUUUUCGUGGCCAUGGCUUUGGAUAGGUAUGUGGCCAUCUGCCAUCUGCUGAGACAUUCCACCAUCCUGACAAACCCUGGGGUGGCAAAGAUUGGCCUGGCCAUGGUGAUGCAUGGCAUCAUGCUCAUACUGCCCCAUCCUGUCAUUGCCAGACGGUGGCCAUAUUGCAGAACCAACAUCAUUCCUCACACGUACUGCGAACACAUGGGUAUGGUGAAUCUGGCCUGUGCCAACAUUGGCAUCAGUAGUUACUAUGGUCUCUUUGUGGUAUUCUCUGUGAUCAAUCUGCAUAUUUUUUUUAUUGCUGUGUCCUAUACUCAGAUCCUCAGGCCCAUCUUCAACUUCCACACAAAGGAUGCCCGGCUCAAGACCUUUGGGACCUGCAUCUCCCACCUCUGUGUCAUCUUAGCCUUUUACAUCCCAUGUCUCUUCUCUUUCCUCACACACUGGUUUGGCCACAAUGUGCCUCUGUAUUUCCACAAUCUCAUGGCCAACAUGUACCUCUUGGUGCCCCCCAUGCUGAAUGCCAUCAUCUACGGGGUGAUGACCAGGCAGAUCCGGGACAGUCUGCUCUGUCUUUUUACUGAUAAAGGGGCCUAAAGUUUUCUCCUGGUGCUCUGGCUCUGAGACCGAGGUCCAUGCAGAGCUGGUCAGUGACAUGGAGCUGGGCCCCCUUCCCUGAAUCACCUGCUGGACAGUCAAAGAGACACUAAAUCCUUUGCUGACCUUAUUGUGCGGUAUCAGGAUGAUAAACUCACAUUUGGUUUACGUACAACUAAUUGGGCUGCCCCCUUUGCUACUUGCCCCGAGGUUCCUCCCUCCUCCUCCAAGGUCCUAUCCUGGUGACUUGCUCGUCUCCUCUCCUCCCCCAUCACUUGCUGGAUCAUCUCUGUUGGGUUUGUCUUUGGACACGACAGACAGACAAGUAAUUAGAGUUUCCUCUGUCUUCAGACAUGACCAACGGACAAACUGUAAUGCACAGAGACUGGAGUCUUCAGUUACAGAUCUGAGUUUAUUGUGGCAGGAGCUUAGCCUGCAGAAACACUUUUUCCCCUCUUGCACAUCCCAAGGAGUGAGUCCAGAUGUUUGUUAGAUGUCCCUCCUUUGUUGUAAGCAU
Molecule: messenger RNA, 1459 nt
Organism: Chelonoidis abingdonii (Abingdon island giant tortoise)
Lineage: Eukaryota; Metazoa; Chordata; Testudines; Testudinidae
Source: RefSeq, a predicted model, not a curated record